CAUUGCCUACAUUAUUUAAAAAAAAAACGGGAACAGUACUUUUACAAGAAUGUUUCCAUCUAAGCAAUUUUUUGUGUUUAUACUUUUAAGCUGCAUAUUGUACCGCGCAUCUGCCGGAAAUAAAUGCUCUUCACCUAUCAAUAAGAAUGGAAAUAUAACAAUUGAUGAGGGUGUUAUUCGAAUAGAUGUAGAUAGAAACGAGGUACAGAUUUAUACAUAUAAUGGAACAAAAGCAGUUAAUAUUUUAAUUCAUGAUGUCGAUAUUGCAUUGUCAGAUCCCAAAGAAAAAUCAUUAUUUCGUACGGCAGUUCAAGGCCUUGCUGAAGUCACGGACAAGAACACAUUAAGUUCGUGUGAAUUUGAUUUGAAACUAAAAAAUAGAAAUUUACUAAAUGAGCAACAGUUUUUGGAAGCAAAAACUUGUAUUGAAUCAUCAUUAUGUAAUCAAAUUGGAAAAUUAGUACGUGACGAUUAUCUUCGUGCUGAAAUAGAUCCACGCGAUUUCGGCUCAAAUUCUGUGCUAUACCAUCAUUUGAAUACAAAAUAUCCCAAUUUAAGUCUUCCAACGCAACAAAACGUAGGAUUUACUUUUUCAGGUGGUAGAUCGGAUACACUCCAAAAAACUUUAAACAUCAUUUUCGAUAUUUUGCUAGCAAGUAUUGUUAAGCAGGUAUCAGGUAAAGAACUAGGAAUAGUUGAUAUUCCGACGUUAGAAAAAAAAAUACCUGGAAAUAAAAUUUGCGGUGACGGUUUUUUCAAAAUUCAAAACGCGUCGAUUGGAGACCUCAAGAAUAUAAUGAGGACUCAAAACUUUGAGAUAUCUAAUGAUGGGCUCCAUUUCUCCAUGAAAUUUGGCCUCCAAAUACCACAUGCCAGAGUUCACUUACACAAUUACAACGUAAAUUAUUGCAUUCUAAGCAAAAGCGGAGAUGCCACGCUUACCAUCGAUAGCAUAACCUUGGCUUUCCAACUAGAUAUCAAUUUUAACCAAAGCCCUUGCAAAACGUUUUCGAAAUAUUUGCGCCCCAGAAUCGAAGGUGUACAUUUUGAACUUCAUGGAGGAUUUUUUGAUACGGCAAUCACCAAAGUCAUGAGUUUUGUAAUCGGCGAGUUUGUGCCUCAUAUCGUUGACCUUCUGAAGGCUAAAUUGAGGGAAGUCAUAGCUGUACCAUUGGAAAAAUUGGAUUGCGAAAAAUACAGACCGUAACACGUCAAAAAUUAGGCCAUGGGUUUGGACUUAAUAUAAUAAAUGCCAUUGUAGCUACUAACAUAAUAUUUGUUACUAUUAUGCUAUUUUUUUAUGACACAAACUAGAAUUAUAAUAGAAAAUAAAAUCUGAAAAUUAGGUACUUUUUA
Nasonia vitripennis (jewel wasp) is the source of this 1356-nucleotide messenger RNA. RefSeq names its product venom protein D. The transcript has 8 exons. The record is from RefSeq and is a predicted model, not a curated record. NCBI's taxonomy places the organism in Eukaryota, Metazoa, Arthropoda, Insecta, Hymenoptera, Pteromalidae. The coding region runs from base 50 to 1207 and encodes 385 amino acids.